CCCCUGCGCGCUGGUUGGUCCUCGCCGGAAUGAUGAAACUUCCCGCACGCAUUACAGGAGCCAGGCGGCUGUAAACCGAGAAGAGGCCGACGGUCCCCCCAGCACUUCACAACCUUGGUCUCCUUCCCUCUGCCCGUCGGACCCAUUCACUACUAGAAAGUUUAUAGCUUCAUUGCACCAUGUGUGGCAUUUGGGCCCUCUUUGGCAGUGAUGACUGCCUUUCUGUUCAGUGUCUGAGUGCUAUGAAGAUUGCGCACAGGGGUCCAGAUGCAUUUCGUUUUGAGAACGUCAAUGGAUAUACCAACUGCUGCUUUGGAUUUCACCGGUUGGCGGUGGUUGAUCCACUGUUUGGAAUGCAGCCAAUUCGACUGAAGAAAUACCCUUAUUUGUGGCUCUGUUACAAUGGUGAAAUCUACAACCACAAGGCGUUGCAACAGCAUUUUGAAUUCGAAUACCAGACAAAAGUGGAUGGUGAGAUAAUUCUUCAUCUGUAUGACAAAGGAGGAAUUGAGCAAACUAUUUGUCUGUUGGAUGGGGUGUUUGCUUUUAUUUUACUGGACACUGCCAAUAAGAAAGUGUUCCUGGGCAGAGAUACCUAUGGAGUCAGACCUUUGUUUAAAGCCAUGACAGAAGAUGGAUUUCUGGCUGUGUGUUCAGAAGCUAAAGGUCUUGUUACAUUGAAACACUCCACAGCUCCUUUUUUAAAAGUGGAGCCUUUUCUUCCGGGACAUUAUGAAGUUUUGGAUUUAAAACCAAAUGGCAAAGUCGCAUCUGUGGAAAUGGUUAAAUAUCAUCACUGCAGGGAUGAGCCUCUGCAUGUCCUCUAUGACAGUGUGGAGAAACUCUUCCCAGGUUUUGAGAUAGAAACCGUGAAGACCAACCUCCGCAUCCUUUUUGACAAUGCUGUUAAGAAGCGUUUGAUGACAGACAGACGUAUUGGUUGCCUUUUAUCAGGAGGCUUGGACUCCAGCCUGGUUGCUGCCACUCUGCUGAAGCAACUAAAAGAGGCCCAAGUACAGUAUGCUCUCCAGACAUUUGCAAUUGGCAUGGAGGACAGCCCCGAUUUACUGGCUGCUAGAAAGGUGGCAAAUCAUAUUGGAAGUGAACAUCAUGAAGUCCUUUUUAACUCUGAGGAGGGUAUUCAGGCCCUGGAUGAAGUUAUAUUUUCCUUGGAAACUUAUGACAUUACAACAGUUCGAGCAUCAGUAGGCAUGUAUUUAAUUUCCAAGUAUAUUCGGAAGAACACAGACAGCGUGGUGAUCUUUUCUGGAGAGGGAUCUGAUGAACUUACGCAGGGUUACAUUUAUUUCCACAAGGCACCUUCUCCUGAAAAGGCUGAGGAAGAGAGUGAGAGGCUUCUGAAGGAACUCUAUUUGUUUGAUGUUCUCCGUGCAGACAGGACUACUGCUGCCCACGGCCUUGAACUGAGAGUUCCAUUUCUGGAUCAUCGCUUUUCUUCCUAUUACUUGUCUCUGCCACCAGAAAUGAGAAUUCCAAAAAAUGGGAUAGAGAAACAUCUCCUGAGAGAGGCAUUUGAAGAUUCCAACUUGAUUCCUAAGGAGAUUCUCUGGCGACCCAAAGAGGCCUUCAGUGAUGGGAUAACCUCAGUUAAGAAUUCCUGGUUUCAGAUUUUACAGGAAUAUGUCGAACAUCAGGUUGACGAUGCAAUGAUGGCAGCUGCAGCCCAAAAAUUCCCCUUCAAUACUCCUCAAACUAAAGAAGGCUAUUAUUACCGUCAAAUCUUUGAACAACACUAUCCAGGCCGGGCUGACUGGCUGACCCAUUACUGGAUGCCCAAGUGGAUCAAUGCCACUGACCCUUCCGCUCGCACUCUGAGCCAUUACAAGUCAGCUGCCAAAGCAUAGGCACUCUCCAAGCUGUGAAGUGAAAGUAGAUGUUUCUUCUUGGGGUGUAGAGGCACUGGGGACAGUCAGGGGAGCAGUGAAAGUCAACCACUUAGGCCGACUUGGGCAUGAAAAAAAUAAAAGUCAUACCUAAAACUUUGUUCUACUCAUUUGUAUUCCUACAGUUCUGUCAUUAGAGGUAACUAGAAAUGGAAUAGCUGUGCCAUAUCACAGUAAGGAGGAUACAGUGAGCUAGGCCAAGAGGGAAUGGUCUGAUAUCUACAAGAACUGUUUGGAAGAUGUCUGGGCCUCAUGCACAUGUGGUCUCCCAGUCCUUGUCUCAUCCUAGUGUGGUCCUCUUGUGACUGCCCUCUUAGUUCUGCCCACAUUCCUUACAGCUGGCUGCAGAUGUGAAUCCUUUAUAGGAGUUUGGGACCAUUCUAUUGUGUAAUAUAGUGAUUCAGUUUUUUCUUUUGUAGGUUGAGCCAUUGACCCUCCUGGAGACUAUUUUUCCAGAACUGAGGUCAAACUUGUAAAUGAAGUGAUCUUUGGUGCGAUUGUUCAGCUCUACUGUUGUACCAAAGUGGUUACAUGGACAAUACGUAAACUAAUGGGCAUGGCUGCAUUCUAUUAAAACUUUAUAAACAGACCUCGGUCCCUGUUCCAGAGCAAUAACCCAAGCUGUGCAUUUCCAAUAAAAGGAACAAAAGUAGGUUUCUCCUAGUUGGAGAAAUAGGAAAUUCAGAAACAUUUAAUGAAAGGUAGAUUUUUUGUUUGAGUGCUCACUGGUUUUUUCAAGACAGCAUAUUGAAAUACAUAAGAAAGGUGAGUUUAGCUAUUAAAGACUUUUGAAAAGGGAAGCGUUGGUACACAGGUAAAUAUAAGAAUGAUUGAUGGGAAAAAUGGGUAAGCCAGAAAUUUAGUAAGUUGGAAGAUGAGGAAUUGAUGUUAGCUGUAGGCCUUCAUCUAUAAUUUAGAAAUGUUUCCAAGAAUCUAAAGAAUGUCACUAAUAUUGGAUGACUUUUAAUGAUUGUCUUGUAUGUGUAGGUGCAUAAAUUGUUUAAAUACAGCA
Molecule: messenger RNA, 2916 nt
Organism: Ictidomys tridecemlineatus (thirteen-lined ground squirrel)
Lineage: Eukaryota; Metazoa; Chordata; Mammalia; Rodentia; Sciuridae
Gene: Asns
Product: asparagine synthetase (glutamine-hydrolyzing)
Cellular component (GO): cytosol
Molecular function (GO): asparagine synthase (glutamine-hydrolyzing) activity
Source: RefSeq, a predicted model, not a curated record